ACAACAAUAAUUCACUCUUUCACUUCUCUUUCUCUCAUUUGUCCACUAAUCGUUUCUUAAUCCACAAUCCAAUCUGAAAAAAAAAAAAAAAAUCCUCAUUAUCUCACAAGCUUCUUCUUUUCCUUAGUUGGUCUCCCCCCCUCCCUUCUCUCUUUGUUUUAUCUUUAUCAGCAUCCAAAAACAUUACCCUGUGGGUUCAUUUUGUCCACUUUGGUAUUAGCAACAAGAAUCUUAAAUUUUUUAUAUCAAAUUUGUAAUUUUACAAGGGAAUUCAAAUAAGAUCUUUCUUUUCCCCAUUACUUUUCAAUAUUAUUAUUAUUAUGGUUUACUUUUCAAUAUGUUCACCAGAUCCAUAAUUAAUAAUUGAAUCUUACAAAUAUAAAAGCGAUUAUAAAUACAUGAAAUUAUGGACAAAAAAAUAAUAAAAAUGAUUUCAAUAGAUCUCAAAUUGUGUUCAAAGAAAUAUGGAUUCGUUAUUGAAUCAAAUGUUCAAAAGCAAAUAUCAAUUUUAUUUGUAAUUUUCUAAAAAAAAUGCAAAAUUUUAAUCCAUAUCCAUAUCUCUUACAUUCUUGUUUUAUUUGUCUCUACGUUUUCCACCUUCUCCCACUAACUUUCCAUUAGUUUAUUCUUAAAAUUCUAAUAUUUUUUGCGUGGGCAAGUUUUAAUUUUUGAGUAUAGUUUCUGUCAAGAUUACAUUGCCCCAUACCCUUAUACUAGUUGCUGCCUCUGUUUCUUUCUCUCUCUUCUCUUUUUUUCUACAAAUUCUCGUCACCCCUCAAGCGAAGCAGUUUUCACUUUUAUUUUUAUUCUCUGGGACUCAACCUUUCUUUUAUUCCCUUUGUUUCCUUUUGGUUCCUGGGUUUUUGUGACUGUGCUUUUGGUUUUUUUACAUUGAGAUCUGUUUCAGUCACAGCUAUGGGUUUUUAUGAAGAAACUUGCAACUCUGGAACUACAAAAAAUGGCUUGCCUGCUCAAUUUGCGGUUUCCUCUACAUCACCCACAGAUCACUGUAGUGAUAACCAUGAGUUAAAUAUCAAAUCUCUUUUAACAAAAAUGAUUUGGGGUUUUGCUUUUGCUUGUUUUCUUCCUGGUAGUCAGAGGAAAGGUUCAAGAAAGAACCAGAAAAACAAUGGUGAAAAGAAAGGCAGCAAUUUGGAGCAUAACAAGGCGUGGUUGUUGGCUGAGUCAGGUGGAGGAGCUGAGUUGACAAGUUCUGAGCCACAAUCAGUUCACUCUUCUUUCAGGUUUAGUUUUUGUUCUCAAGUUGAGCUAGAAGCUAUGAAUUCAAGUUCUUUGAGUUCAGCUACUGUUUUGAUGGUGAAUUUGGAUAAUGGGGUAAGUGAGGAUAGAGCUAAAGAAUUGAAAUGGAGAAGGAUUGAGUCUUUGGAAAGAAGUAUUUCACCAGUGGCUAAUUCUUUGGUCAGAUUCAGCUAUGGUGAAAUUGUUUCGGCUACAAGAAAUUUUUCCAAAGGGAGAGUUUUGGGGAGAGGGGCAUUGAGCUUUGUUUUCAGGGGUAGAGUUGGACUGUUGAAGACAGCUGUGGCUAUUAAGAGGUUGGAUAAAGAAGAUAAGGAGUCUUCUAAGGCCUUUUGCAGAGAACUGAUGAUUGCUAGUGCUUUGCAUCACCCAAAUAUUGUCCCUCUUUUGGGAUUUUGUAUUGAUCCCGAGGAAGGUUUGUUUUUGGUGUAUAAGUUUGUCUCUGGUGGAAGCUUAGAACGCCAUCUUCAUGAUAAGAAAUGGGGAGUAAAGGGCCGUCCUUCAAUUCUUCCUUGGUCUGUUAGGUAUAAGGUUGCCUUAGGAAUUGCGGAGGCAGUCGCAUAUUUACACAAUGGAACUGAAAGAUGUGUUGUUCAUAGAGACAUUAAACCCUCUAAUGUUCUUCUUUCUUCCAAGAAAACACCCAAGUUGUGUGAUUUUGGAUUAGCAACUUGGACUUCUGCUCCCUCAAUUCCAUUCCUUUGCAAAACUGUUAAAGGAACAUUUGGGUAUUUGGCUCCUGAGUAUUUCCAACAUGGAAAAGUAUCUGAUAAAACUGAUGUUUAUGCUUUUGGGGUCGUUUUGUUGGAGCUGAUAACUGGACGGAAACCAAUUGAGGCAAGAAGGUCUCCAGGAGAAGAGAAUUUGGUUGUAUGGGCAAAACCUCUCUUGCUCAGGGGAAUGGCAGCUGUUGAAGAAUUACAUGACCCAAGACUCAAAUGCUCUUUGAAAAGGUCAACUCAAAUAGCACGAAUGAUACAAGCCGCAGCAGCCUGCAUAAGCAAUGAAGAAUCACGAAGACCAGGCAUUGAUGAAAUUAUUGCUAUAUUGAGAGGUAAAGAAGAACCAUUUUACUCAAUUAGGAAGAAGUCCAAUUUCUCUGGAAUUAUUGAUUGUUACCCUCAACUACAACAUUCAAAAAGUGAGAUGAGGAGUCACUUAGCUUUGGCAAUGGUAGGAGUGUCAGAGUUUGAGGAUGAUGAUCACCUUUAUUGUCGUUGAAACACACUGCAUUUUUAUAUAUCUGAUUUUCACCUCACCUUUUGCUUUGUCGCUUGCUUGACAAGAAAGUUUUAGGCGUGGCACAAAAAAAAAAAAAAGAGGAAAAAAGAUUGAAGUGUAAAUAGGAAAAGGAGUCUGAUGAAAGCUGGUUGCGUGUACAUACCCUGAUUCCCUGGCUCUAUAUUCCUGAUGAAAGCUACUGAUUUUCAUUUUAAGUUAUAAAAUUUGCAGUUCUUUCUAUUAAGAUUA
Messenger RNA from Durio zibethinus, 2727 nucleotides. Its product is annotated as putative serine/threonine-protein kinase PBL7. Gene Ontology annotation, molecular function: ATP binding; protein kinase activity. Lineage: Eukaryota; Viridiplantae; Streptophyta; Magnoliopsida; Malvales; Malvaceae. Gene Ontology annotation, biological process: protein phosphorylation. The record is from RefSeq and is a predicted model, not a curated record.